Mercenaria mercenaria is the source of this 5311-nucleotide messenger RNA. Its product is annotated as tripartite motif-containing protein 45-like. Gene Ontology annotation, molecular function: protein binding. NCBI's taxonomy places the organism in Eukaryota, Metazoa, Mollusca, Bivalvia, Venerida, Veneridae. The record is from RefSeq and is a predicted model, not a curated record. The coding region runs from base 91 to 1581 and encodes 496 amino acids. The transcript is spliced from 7 exons.
GGUUUAACUUUAUGUAGUGUAUCGUGUAACUUGUGUUGUUUAUGCAGUUAUUAUUGUUGUAAUAUAAACAGAAAUUUCUAUGCGUUAAGUAUGGAUGUACCUGGACGUAAAUUUUUGGGCGAGAAAGGAUCCGAGGAAUUUGUAGACAAACCCUGUAAACCAUGUGAAGAUGAAGGCAAAUAUACGGCUGCUAACGGCUUAUGUCAAGAAUGUGAAGAAAAUAUGUGUUCAACUUGCUUCAGACAUCAUAAGAAAGGGAAGUUUUGUAAAGAUCACGUGUUGCUUGAUCAUAGAUAUAGUGGUAGUAUACCGAAGGAAAUCAUUGCGUCUGAUGAAGGACUAGGAAAAUGUCAACAACACCUUAAAGAGUUAAUAAAGUUUUAUUGUCCAACUCACGAACAGGUUGGUUGCGGGGACUGUAUCAUUCUUGAACAUAAAACUUGCAAAGUGGAAUAUAUUCCUGACAAGGCGACAGUUUUUAAAGACAGCAGAGACUUCGAAACAGUUGUCAAUAACGUAAAAAGUUGCAGCAAUCAAAGCCAAGAAUGUUUGUCAGCAAUACAGACAAACAGGAACGUAGUCGAGGCUGUACAUGCAAAGUUUAUUGUUGAUGCAGAAGCAUUUAGGGAUGAAAUUGUCAAUCAUGUUUAUAAUCUAACGUCCAAUAUUUGUGAUCAAGCGACAGAUAUCAAAUCAAAGACUAUUGAUAUCUUUGGGAUACUUGAAAAAGAUGCUUUUGAUAUUUCACAUGAAAUAUCAUCAAUCGAAGAGACACUACUGUCCCAGCAAGAUCAGCCAAACAAGUUGUUUGUCACCUCAGUACAGAUUAAACAGAAGUUGGAGAGCUUAAAAGAAAAAUUAGAUGAAAGUAAGAAAAAGAAUAAAACAACUGAAUACAUUUUUCAAAGAGAUGAACAAUUAAAAAGUGCACUAAUGCAAUGCGACGGUCUGGGUGUUAUUCAACGCUGUUCUGGCAAAGAAGAUGAAAUAGAUGCAAAGCUUGAAAAUAUGCUGUUGACAUCAGAAAAGGAGGUAAAACAGGCAACAGUCAAUAUUCCAAAAGUACAGCCUUUACUGGACAGGAAGCUGAGAAUCGACAACAUUCAUGCAGAUGGUGAUCAUCUUAGUUUUAUCAGAGGUAACCCUUUGGGGAACGUAAAUGGUGUGUACAUCGGUGAUAUCAAAAUGACAAAUGGCUGUCAUUUUGAAGUAGAGAUCAUAAACAGUGGUGGAAUGGACGGAUCUAUAGGGAUAGGCAUUGUUCCAGAAGACUACCCUAAAAACGCUUUUCCCGGAUGGCGACAAUGUUCGGCUGGAUACCAUUCUGACGAUGGACGAGUUUUUACUGAGAGUAAACAUGGAGAACCAUUUGGACCACCCUGUGGUGAUAAUGACACAAUGGGUUGCGGGGUAGCUUAUAUUUCAACAGUUGGUGUAAUUGUAUACUUUUCAAGGAACGGUCGAAAGAUCGGAGAAAGGUUAUUACGUACGCGGAAAACGCUCUACCCGGCAGUUGCUCUGGAUACGUAUGGACAGAAAGUAAAGGUUGUUUUGGAAGCAAAAGCACCAGUAGAUACUUAGAUUAUUAAAGAGGACGAUACAGUCAUAAAUAGUAUAGACAUCCUAAGGAAGGCAAAGGAGUGAAAUAGCUGUAGUGUUUUAAGGUCUUACAAUUUAAAGACAUGUGAAUGUGUUUACGAGAGAGAGAGAGAGAGAGAGAGAGAGGGAGAGCGAGAGAUUUCAAAUAUUUCAGAGUAUGCGUGAAGGUCAAUAUUAUUACAGGUGUACAAAAUUAAGAUAUUGCGUGGUGACAGUACUGUUAACCGUCUAUAUUAUACAAAUGGCUAAAUAGAAAGUUCGAAAGAUCAUUUAGAGUCAUUUAUAAGUAAGGUAAACUUUGACGUUGACUAUUGAAGUGGAUGCUUAGCUGUGUGCGUUGAGUUGCAAGAUGAUAUGAUUUUUUUUACAAAAUCAACAUCUGAUGAAUUUUCAAACGAAAUAGAGUAUCUUAGAAUAAAACAUGAAAACCAGGGGACUAUAUUCACACAAGAAAAUGACCAAAAUACAUGUCGUUGAAAAGAUACUUGAGGAAAACUGUUGGUUCCUGUGCAAGUGACAUUUAAUUGUUCGAGAUAAAAAUCGAAUUCUUGUAAGAUUUAAGAAGCAUAGAAUGCAAUAAAACAAACUAAUUGCAGACUCGGUUUGAUUGAGUCUGUUGAUGGGAGUCAAUGAAUAAUGCAAAAUCCUUCAAGUCUUUCUGCAGUUGCUUAUGCGGAAUUCUUUCAUACAGAGAUUGUGCCCAUAGGACCAGAAAAUGUAACAACAUAGCUUGGGUACUUGCACUGCCAAAAAAAAAAAAAAAAAAAAAAAAAAAAAAAAUCAGGUAUAAAUAAAUUUAACCAGAGUUAACCAUAAUUACUUUUACAAUCAUGAGAGCAAUAAAUUGUGUAACACAAAUAUAAAUCGUAACAAUACACAUAAACAAAACUGCGAAUAGAUGUAUGUGUAAGACUGAUGGUGUUAGCAUCUGAUAGUCGUAGCCAGGAUUUUGUAGUGUAAAACUGCAAGUAGGUGUAGUUGCGGAAAGAGAUUUCUGUCUACUGCAAGUGGUGGAAUGGGGGUCUCCUUCAGAAAAGAAUAAAAUCGGGAUUGCAUUUCGUAUAAAAAUCUGAGAGCUUAUCAUGUUAAUAUACGAUUCUUGAGUCUCUUUUUUCUAUAAACAAUAAUAUAUAGCAUCUAAAUGAACGCAGGUAAUUAAUUUGGAAUAAGGAUGUGAUAACAAUAUUUCAAAAGGUCAAUAAUACAUAUGCAUAGUUGAAAGGCGUUUAACUCUGUUUGUUAAAAAAUCUCAAACACAAUGUAUAAUUUCAACAAUAAAUAUAUGCGAGUAAGAAAAGUGACCGUUCCUUAGAUAGUGACUAUCUGGACGUCACAAUACGUGAACAUGUUUGCGAAUGUUUUCAAUUGUGAUAAGAUAAAGCUUGCAUUCAUCGAAUAUUGAUAUUUUUUCGAAAUUCAGAUAAUAAUUCCAUUAAGGUGAUUUGGUAGUUAAUAGUAUCAAAUUCUGUAUUUGUGUGACAUGUCAUGACUGAAUUUUUGCAAUACAGUGUACUUAACGUGAAUGUAUUUUAUUUACGAUAUUGUGGGAAUAAGGAUUGAGGGUAUGUACGCUAUGUCUGCUUCAUGUUGUUGGUGGAUAGCAAAUUACAUUUGAAUUGGAUGGAAACGGAGUUGAGUACACAAUGUACAGAAAAAGUUCCAAUGCCAACAAUAUCUGCAUGUCUAAUUCAAGUUGAUGAUGGAUACCAAACUGCAUUUACAUUAGAUGGAAACUGUAGGAGGAGUUGAGUACACAAGGUACCGAUGUAGCUGGCUUAGCCAAAAAAGGGGCAUAACUGAAAACAAUCGGGAAUCAAAUUCAUGGCUCUCGACAAUAUGCCCGUGCCCUUACAUGACUUAUACAAAAUUUCUUUUGAACUGGAUGGAAACUGUAGGAGUUGAGUACACAUGAUGCAGAUGUUAUUGUAAUAUGGCUAAGUCUGAAAAAGGGCAGUAUCUAGAAAAACAAGACAUGUUUUUAAAAUGUGACUGUCUCCUAUGAUAGCAAGUCCCAUUUUCAGUCCCAAGAUCACUAUGACCUUGUCAUUUGAUUUACAAAGCUUCAAACGCAAUAAGGGUCAUCUACUGACCACAAGCAAUUAUACUAUGAUGUUUAUUGACUGUCCACCAGUGUUCUUUAGCUAUUGAGAUGGAACUGUUUUCAGCAUCAGUUCCAUUGUGACAUUGACCUUUAACCUACUGACCCUGAAGACAAAAGAGAUUAUCUACUGACCCCAGGCAAUCAUCCUAUUUGAAGUCUGGCGUCUUUAGGUCUGAUUUCUAUAUACCAUCAUACUGAACCUAGGCAAUCAUCCUAUGAAGUUUGACGUCUUUAGGUCUGAUUCCUAUAUACCACCAUACUGAACCUAGGCAAUCCUCCUAUGAAGUGUGAUGUUUUUUAGGUCUGAUAUUCGUCGGAACCGGACAUAUUGCUAGCACUAGCUUAAGCUCUUUUCGGAAAUUUCUAUUCCGACCAGAGUAUCGUCGAUGAUUGAUGUCAGAGUAUGUGCAUCGAUGGAUGGAAACCAUGUACAAUCCAAUGAAGUCUUCAUGUCUGAGUACUAGUACAACCUGUUCACAAUUUCAUGCGUCUGUUAUAUCACCGACCAUGAUGGUGUAGAACCCGUCUUCCCUAAUGUUACUCGCUACCUUCUUUAAACUUCCUUGAGCCAUCACCUGUAGCAUGUCAUUCUGGAUCAUGGAGUCAUGUGUAUAUCGGGAUUCUUCGCCAUCCACGACUGGAUAGAUGGGUUAGUCUCUUCGUUGAAGCUUUAGAAGCCGCAAGAGGUCCUUCUACAUAUUUUCUUACCUAUUACAAUUUGUGUGCAGCGUUUUAUUCUUAUAGAUCUAUUUUCUACUAAUUCCAAUUAAACAUGUGCAAGUUUCAAUUAUGACCAUUGUAUUGUAUACCCGGUAAUCUCCUACAGACACGUUGUAUAUUCGAUAUGAUCUGCUUUUCUCCUAACAAUGAAAUGCCGCGUUUGUAUUUCAAAGUUUGAGGUGUGAAUUUGCGGCCCUGUUAAAGAAAUCUGCACACGCUUAACUGACGUUGAAUGAAUACGUAAAAAGGCGAAACUGGUCAUUUCAGCAACAUUUUCGUGUCGAGUGUAAACUGUACCUAUGCAGAAAACCUCACUGAGCAGAGGUUAUCUCAAACUUGUGCGUAAUUCCGGGCGCUCUUAAUGUCAGAAACACUCCACGUAAGCUUUAAUGUAUGGUGGGUUAGGCUUUUUCAUAGAAGAUGGUCUAAAUAAGUACAAAAAUAAUCCGACUUACCAGAGCUCGAAGCGGUGUAAAAUCUGUGUAAAUGUGAUUCAUGUAGCAGUUGUGAGUGAUGUACUUACCUACCCAUUAUUAAGCAAUGUUUAAGCGUAUUUUUUACACUUUAUUGGCAAUUACGUGAUUGAUUCAUGAAGAUAUGAAAGUCAAAUUGUACAUGUUGAAGCAGUUAUCCCAUUAUAAUGCAUCAUCAUUAUCUUCGUCAUCAUCAGCAUCAUCAUUAUUGUUAUUAUCAUUAUAGUUGUUAUGUGUUAUUUUUACUAAAGCUGGGAUUCAUGCUUGGCCUUGGACUGAUUAAUAAAAUGUCAUUAUCAUUAUUGUUAUAUUAAUUUCUGUCUUGUUUUUAUCUAAGGUGGGAAAGUAUGUGUAUUGAGAGAAUCAAUCUGAAAAUGUCUUAUUAUAUUACGAUUAAAUGUUUUUAUUUUUGUUUGAA